Arabidopsis lyrata subsp. lyrata is the source of this 285-nucleotide messenger RNA. RefSeq names its product putative defensin-like protein 57. NCBI's taxonomy places the organism in Eukaryota, Viridiplantae, Streptophyta, Magnoliopsida, Brassicales, Brassicaceae. Bases 1 to 222 code for a protein of 73 amino acids. The transcript is spliced from 2 exons. The record is from RefSeq and is a predicted model, not a curated record.
AUGAAGAAAACUUAUGUGAUUUUUUUUCUUGUAGUGAUAUUGAUAAACUCAUUGUUUAACUCUAACGUUUUGGCUUCAUCGGUGAUUGAAACAUCAAACAAUGAUGUGUGCUAUGCACCAUGUACACAGAGGUAUAAACUUUAUGAAUGUUGGCAUGACUGCUUGCACAAGAGGUAUAAUGAUGGAGCGUGUGUUGAUGGACGAUGUUGUUGCAAAAAAUGAUAGAAAUCAAUGAAUGGUUUGAACGGUUGAAUUAUGUUUUUUUAGCAGCAGAUUUUUAUAUAC